This is a messenger RNA of Cetraspora pellucida, 273 nucleotides long. The record is from the annotation of a GenBank genome assembly. Lineage: Eukaryota; Fungi; Glomeromycota; Glomeromycetes; Diversisporales; Gigasporaceae.
AUGUUUCAAGCAUUAGAAAAAAUUUAUGAACAAGAUAUUGAUAUCAGAAAUGCUGUAAAAUUAGAAUCAAAAAAGGUUUCAUAUAGUCAUAGUCUUGAACUCUGUAAAAAAGCUCUAAAUAUAGCACUUAUAAAUAAUUUCAAUAUUGAUUUAGAGGAUAUUUUACAACAAUUCAUUGAUGAGCAACAUAGAGGUAAAAGUUGUUCUGCAAACAAAAGAUAUUUACUAGCAACUAAAAAUUAUAAUAGCAAGAAUAUUGAUUCAAAUUAUUAG